GUGUAACACCUUCCGGUGUUUUCAAAGUUAGCCCAUCGUUAGCAUGGUUAGCAUUAGUUUGUAGUUUCAUUUUUAUAACCCGCCGUGAUGCCUGCUGAGAAUUUAAGAUGGGAAACUAUAGAGGCCUUAAAGAAGUCCACAAAGGCAAAGAUCGCGUUCGACCCGUACUGGUCAGAGAGAGGAGAGGACAUUUUAGCGGGAUGUAGAGAGGUCCUCAGCUUGUCCCCACGUUCUGGGGUCGUAUUGGAGCGCUUGGGUCCGUUGCCUUCACAGACGUCCAGAAGCUCUGUGGGCUUCAGCUCCGGAGACUCCAGCCCCGGCCUUUCCAAGAACUCAGCCUCAGCCUCGUCCUCGGGAUCCAUCCCCGACAUCAACGGGAGGAGCACCACGCUUUAUUCAGCGCCCCCUUUUAGGACAGAGAGCGAGGCUCCAAGUGAAGAUCUGAAGGAUGAAGACGCUGAUGUUAGUGAUGUUUCCAGUCCUGUUUCACUCCCGUCCAUUUCUCUCCUCUCACCCAAAGCCAUGGAGACGGCCGGGCAGAUUCUUAAAUUUGAGGAGCAGCAGCGAGAAAAGGCAAAGUUGGCACUCAAACUGCGGCAGGAGAUGCAGGAGAAGCUGGUGGCGGAGGUGGCGAGCUCCGAAUCGGAGCAGCUGAAACGCUUCGAGGAGUUCAUGGAGCUGAAACAGAGACAGGAGUACCAGAGCAUGAGGGACAUGAUGGACCGAGAAACCAAAGAGAGCAUCGGACGACAGGAGAAGCUGAAGGAGGAGCAGCGACACAGGAUGAAGAUCCUGAACCUGCGGCUGCGGGAGGCGGAGCAGCAGCGCCUGAAGGAGGCGGAGCUUGAGCGUCAGCGUCAGGCAGAAGGCAGGGAAAGGCUGAGAAGCCUGAACACCAUCCAGGAGGAGAUCCUGCAGCUGAACCAGCUGCUGGAUCCGACCAAACUGGCAGGAACCGACCUGCCGGCAGCCAGCAUCAGCUCUCUCAGCACCAGAGGGAACCAGCUGUGCUCGCAGGUGUCUGAGGUGGUCAGGAAGACGGCAGAGGGAGAGUUUCCCAGCGUGGACGACAUGACAGUGGCUGAGCGAGCCCUCCAUGAGAUGCGGGCUCUGAUCCGGCUGAUGCAGGAGGAGGUGGCCGAAGCUCAAGAGAAGAAGAAGAAGGAGCAGGAGGAGGAGGAGGAGCUGAGGAAGAAGAAGGCGCUGCAGGCACAGCAGGAAGCGCAGAAGAAAGCAGAGCAGUCAGCUAAAGAGAAGGCCCAGAGGAAAGGUCUGCAGAACAGCGCUGAGGACUCCACACUAAAAUGGUUUAAGGAGCUGCAGGAGUCGGCCAGUAAAUGCGCUCAGUCCUUCGACCAAAUCAACUGCUCCAAAGACCCACAGACUAAGAAACUGAAGCUGGAGCUCCAGAAAGCAGCGACCAUCCCCGUCAGUCAGAUCUCCAGUAACUCUGGAUCACAGCUCAGAGAAAUCUUCGACAAGAUCGACAAGCUGCUGUCAGGACGGCCCGUUAUAUCAGGGGGGAAGUCGGUCUCCACCUCCCAGCAUCCUCAGGGCCUCGACUUUGUCUGCUACAAACUGGCUGAAAAGUUUGUGAAACAAGGAGAGGAGGAGGUGGCGUCCCAUCAUGAAGCUGCGUUCCCCAUCGCUGUCGUGGCCUCUGGCAUCUGGGAGCUCCACCCCCGGGUAGGAGACUUCCUCCUUGCCCACCUGCACAAGAAAUGUCCGUAUGCCGUGCCGCAUUACCCCCCGAUGAAGGAGGGCACACCUGUGGAGGAGUACCAGAGGAUUCUCGGUUACCGUGUGGACGACUCCGGGGUUGAAGGUCAGGAUAGUUUCCUAAAGAGGAUGUCAGGGAUGAUCCGUCUUUACGCCGCCAUCAUCCAGCUCAAGUGGCCGUACAGCACCAAACAAGGGUCUCCUCACAGUCUGAACCACGGCUGGCGUUGGAUCGCUCAGAUGUUGAACAUGGAGCCCAUCGCUGACAUCACGGCGACGCUGCUGUUCGACUUUCUGGAGGUGUGCGGUCACGCUCUGGUCAAACAGUAUCAGUAUCAGUUCUGGAAGCUCAUCCUGCUCCUCAAAGAGGAAUAUUUCCCCAGGAUCGAAGCGGUGACCAGCUCAGGACAGAUGGGCUCUGUCAUCAGACUCAAACAGUUCCUAGAGACGUCUCUGCAGAGCCGACAGAUCAGCCCACCUAAAGGUCAGCUGAGCUCCACCUUCUGGAGGACGUGAUGGAGGAGGAUGAAGACGCUGUGGAGGAAGAUGAAGCAUUCGUCGCUGCUGCACGGCGGCGGCGUUUAGGACUGAAAAAAAAAGCUUAUGUGGUUGGCGGUGCUGAUGUGAGAAACGGUGGAUGAAAGAUGGCCGACUGUAGUCAGAGAUGAGUGAGGAAACAUGGAGGAUGUUUACAGAGCUUUGUGUUAUUUAUCAGAGUUAGAUGAAAAUGGACUGGAGCGCUCAGAGCUAUGAUAAAAAUAAUAAAAAAGCUAGCAGGAUAAUAAGGAAGCCCAUUCAUGCCAAUGUGAUUAAAAAAUGCACUUCACCAUAAAGAGAGCUUUUAUAAUAACGGCAGAAUAAUGAGCAGCUUCUCCUCAUCUCCCUCAGUAGUAACGUGCUUCCUUAAAAUCAAGACUGAUAAAAUAAUGACUUACAAAAUCAAAAUAUUGACUCUUCUUAUUGUAAGUUUAAGAAAUAGUACCGUGAUAUAAAGUCUGUUCACAAAUAACAACCAGGAAUGUUCCAACAACUUCUCAACAUCUAGACCAGGGGUGUUCAAAGUGUGUGAGAGUGAGCCUCCCCUAAGAAGAAAUUAUUCAUUCGGUGGACCCCCACCCACAAAAAAGAAUGCAAACUGAAAAAAAAAUAAUGAUAAUAACAUUUCAAACAUUUAUGUCUAAUCUUUAAAGAUUUUUAACAUUAAUAUAUUUUGGAUAUUUUGGUUUGCAAAGUCCUUAAACAUCUGCCUUUCUGUCUUAUUCUGUUAUAAUACCAUUAAAUUCCCCUUUUUCAAAUUUUUUUGAUUAUUUUACAACUUCUUUUUGCCACUUUUCCCCAUUUUUUCCACUUUUAUCCUAUUUUUGCCCUUUUUCACUUUUUUCCCCGUUUAAGCUACCUUUCAUCAUUAAA
This is a messenger RNA of Cheilinus undulatus (humphead wrasse), 3129 nucleotides long. It is a transcript of the gene gle1, whose product is annotated as GLE1 RNA export mediator. Gene Ontology annotation, biological process: regulation of translational termination; regulation of translational initiation; poly(A)+ mRNA export from nucleus. Gene Ontology annotation, molecular function: phospholipid binding; inositol hexakisphosphate binding; translation initiation factor binding. Gene Ontology annotation, cellular component: nuclear pore; cytoplasm; nuclear pore cytoplasmic filaments. The record is from RefSeq and is a predicted model, not a curated record. Lineage: Eukaryota; Metazoa; Chordata; Actinopteri; Labriformes; Labridae. Bases 88 to 2235 code for a protein of 715 amino acids. The transcript has 15 exons.